AUGCUGCACCGGUUUUGCAAACGCCUGGGAGACAACUCUCCCAUAGAGGCGCCAUGUGAAUGGAUUUUACACGGAGGUGUAGCCAAAAAAUGGGCAAAAACUCCGCCAGCUGUUGGUCAAGCUCAUCUAUGGACUGGUCGAGGCAUUUCUGGUCUUUUUCGAACAUUUUAUGUACACAAGCCAUUAGGUAACACCAUAGGAGGAACGAGAAUUGUAAAAGAAGUGCGUUUGUACGGCUUGUAUAGAGGCGGUAUGAGCUUCAGGUCCACCCCGAACUCCACACAUGUUCGUUCGAAAAACUUUGGAGCCGGUGCUAGACACUAUGGAUCAGAGAGCGAGAGUGGUAGGAAAUCAGGAGGACCCCUAAAGAAAUUCCUCAAAAGAUUGCUAGUGGUCUUUCCAGUCACUUACUGGCUUUAUGCACAUGGUCACCUUCCAGUGAUACAUCUCAAACACAUUGACGAGGAUACAUUUGACUCUUUGGACAAUAUGGUGGUUGUACUGCUACAUUCACCGUUUUGGUAUCCAAAGGAGCUUGUCAAAAAACUUGAAGGAGCCCUGCCAAAGGGCGUCAAGAUGUACUAUACCCUCAAGUAA
Molecule: messenger RNA, 597 nt
Organism: Theileria equi strain WA
Lineage: Eukaryota; Apicomplexa; Aconoidasida; Piroplasmida; Theileriidae
Exons: 1
Coding region: 1-597 (198 amino acids)
Source: RefSeq, a predicted model, not a curated record